AAAAACAAAAUCAAAGAAAAGAAAAGAAAAGGGUAAACGCGGUUUCUUCAUCCUUCCGCCCACCAGAUUCUUCAACGAUCAACGCUUCAAUCUCACCAUCAAUGGCAUUGGAAUGGGUUGUACUCGGCUACACCGCCGGCGCCGAAGCAAUCAUGCUCCUUCUCCUCACUCUUCCUGGUCUCGAACCAAUCCGCAAGGGCCUAAUCUCCGUCACUCGUAGCCUCCUUAAGCCUUUCCUCUCGGUCGUCCCUUUCUGUCUCUUCCUUCUAAUGGAUAUCUACUGGAAGUACGAAACUCGACCCACCUGCGAAGGCGAGAGUUGCAGUCCAUCCGAACAUCUCCGUCACCAGAAAUCCAUCAUGAAGAGCCAACGUAAUGCGCUCCUCAUCGCCGCAGCUCUUAUAUUCUACUGGCUAUUAUACUCCGUUACCUCCCUCGUUGUCCGCAUCGAUCAGAUUAAUAAACGAUUGGAGAAGACCAAGGCAAGGGAAUGAUUUUGAUUUGGAUCUUGCAGCCUCUACUCAGCUGCUGGUUUGAUUUGCUUCUUUUCGUCUGUUAGGGUUAAUUACAUGUUUGACAACUUCAUUUCAAGAUUCAGUAUUUUGAUUUGCAACUAGUAUACUGUUUUCUGCAUUGAUAUGUUUAAUUGAAACAGAUCUGACCCAAUUAAAGGGUCACAAUAAAAUGUAUGCUUAAACUUCAUUCAUUGUUGAUCAUCUCCAUGGAUCCAAAGCUUGUAUCUGCA
Messenger RNA from Impatiens glandulifera, 745 nucleotides. RefSeq lists its product as uncharacterized. Gene Ontology annotation, cellular component: endoplasmic reticulum; endoplasmic reticulum membrane. Lineage: Eukaryota; Viridiplantae; Streptophyta; Magnoliopsida; Ericales; Balsaminaceae. Bases 102 to 494 code for a protein of 130 amino acids. The record is from RefSeq and is a predicted model, not a curated record. Gene Ontology annotation, biological process: endoplasmic reticulum to Golgi vesicle-mediated transport; intracellular protein transport. The transcript has a single exon.